AUGAAGAGAAGGGCUUCAGGCGAAAUCACAGAAGACGAAGCCGCAUUGUCGAACCCAAGGGAAACCGGCCAUGCCGGUUGGAAGAAUAGACAAGCGUCCGCGUCUGAGGAGGAGAAGAUACCUUCGAUUACAGAAGAUCUCCUGGGGGACCUAUACCACUCUCCUCUCAGCAGUGGUCAGGAUGGCGUCCAUUUCAACUCGGGCGUGAUCUAUGCCGGUUUUUACCCAAAUGCCAGUUUUUACCUAACUGUAGAUUCUCCCCAGUUCGUUCCUUUAUCUUGCAUGGGACAUGAAAAUCUGCGUAUCAACGGCGCCAGUGUUCAAGGUCAAGAGUUGGGCUUCGAAAAUUAUACUGCGCUGCAAACUUGGGAUGGAAGUCAACUAGUAUCAAAUCGUCAUCACACGCUCCUAGCUGCUGAUAUAUCUCAAGCUUCUGCUGCUGUUCACGCCGCUGCUCCUACUCCUGCUGCUGGUUCACCCUUCUAUGGACCUCAUGUUACCCAACAAAACUUCCAAGGGUAUCAUCCGCGGUACGAUUUUGGUGACGACCCUGUGAAUUAUCUACUUGGGCCUGUUUUCCCCCGCCAAAGCGAAGUGCAUCAAUACGGAAACCAUAGAUUUCAACCCGGGCUCAGCUUUACGGAUUUUCUCAACUCAGAUGAGCCCAUUCUUGUGGCCGAAGCCACUCCUGCGCCCAAAGCCAUUCCUACAGCCACUUCUGUACCCCAAGCCACUCCCCCGCCUAAAGCCAUUCCUACAGCCAACCCCCCUAAGAAGCAGAAGAGAAAGAAAAAGGAAGAAAAAAGAUCCUUCCUUCGAAGACAGGUUCACAAGGAGGACAUACCCAUUCGAAAAUUCCGAUUUGGGCCUCCACCACCGGACGACCCGACUAGACGGACGCAGCGGCAUGGGAAGAGAGGAGUAGAGACGGCGGCGGCAGGAGAGGAAUAA
This is a messenger RNA of Morchella sextelata, 951 nucleotides long. RefSeq lists its product as uncharacterized. The record is from RefSeq and is a predicted model, not a curated record. Lineage: Eukaryota; Fungi; Ascomycota; Pezizomycetes; Pezizales; Morchellaceae. The coding region runs from base 1 to 951 and encodes 316 amino acids. The transcript is spliced from 2 exons.